Arabis nemorensis is the source of this 2226-nucleotide messenger RNA. NCBI's taxonomy places the organism in Eukaryota, Viridiplantae, Streptophyta, Magnoliopsida, Brassicales, Brassicaceae. The record is from the annotation of a GenBank genome assembly.
AUGGGUUGCGACGGCCAUGGCAAUCUCAGCGACGCAGAGCUGAGCAAGCCUUUGCCUUGGAUAGGUCUCUACGUCGCUGCUGCUUCCCUCAUCUGUGGACUUUCCAUGUUUGCCGAUCUUCUUCGCGGCUUCCGCCACCGCAAGUUCUGGUUCCCCAACAAUUCCUUCUCUCUCAACGCCACCUCUCUCACCUUCAUCUCCGUCUGCGUCAAACUCUCCGUCGACCUCAACACGUCCAUGCCCAGUCGCCAGGACCAGCUCGCUAAACUCAGCAGCAACGUCUUCGUCUGCACCGUCAUGGCCAACUCCAUGCCUUCUCUUGGCCACAUGCUCACUCAAGACCUCCUCAUAAACCUCGUGGCUCUUGGGAUUCUCGUCGUCACCGAUCUUGUCAACAUCUGUAUCCAGCUGGGUACAGGAGCCAUCUACGUUUUCCCUCAAGAACACGCUUUCGUCAUCGUUCUAACGCUUCUCAUGUUUAUCAUCUUGAGCUUCUCUGCUAUCACUGUCCCCACCACAAAGCGUUUCUUAGAGUUGAGGUACAAGAAGAAGUACGAGCUCGCUUUGAAGCAGUGUCCUAGUUCUUAUGCAGAGAGAAGAGGAGGUGUUUCUGAGCUUAAAGAAGAUCUCAUGAAGUUCUGGAUGAUGGCUCACACCUCUAGCCCCCAGUUCGUGAUGGCUCGCUCUGUCACUUGCACCACCUCUGGAUUCCUCUGUUUUCUCAGUGCCGUUACCUUAGCUGAAGCCAUGCUCCGGUCUUACUUUCUAACACCCGGGUCACUUGGGUUCUGCAAUGGAGACUCCGAUUACAAAUGGUCAACCACUUUGGUUCUAGUCUCCCAAUCAGCUGCGGUAGCCAUAGGGACGGUUGCUCCGGCGAGCAGAUGGUUUAGUGCGGUGAGGUUGAGGUGUCCAUCAGGAGCAGAUAAAUCUUUGAAAGAUGAGUUGAGAGUAGAGAGUUACUGGGUGGAGUGUCUCUCAGCCAAGAAAGAACGUCCCUUGAAGAUUUGGAUGUUCCAUGGUCGCCGCAGCAGGAAGCUUGCACACGACUUAAACCGAUGCAUACUUGAUCUCUGCAUGGCAACACAGUAUGGUAUAGUGUUGGUAAGCAAGUUUCUCCGCUUCAUCGCGGUCUACUGUGUGAGUAGGAUUUUGCUUUGUUGCUGUUUCACAUUGAGAAGAACAAGCUGGAUAGCAAACGCUGAGUCUUCGGGAUCAAAUCCAUCAACGAGACAAUUUGUUCUGCAUCUUGAAGGAGAGGAAGAGCUGGUUGAUUAUAUGGCACGGAGCAACCGCGAGGCCACAAACCACUUGAUACAAAAGGGUAGGAAGAAACAACCCUUAAGCUUGAUAGAGCUCUUGGAGGCAACAAAUCCCAUCUCAAAAGGAUUUGAAGGGAUUAGAGAUUUCGACAGCGACGAGGUGGCUUCUCUGACCUCUGGAGAGCCACCUAAUUGCUGGGCUCUUCCACUGGUAACACUGGCGAGUAUCGCUGUUUCACUUCCUAACGUCAAGGCUUGCUCGGUGAAGAAGCUAGUGAAGGCUGUAAACGAGGCAUUGGUGUAUAUAAACAAGUUUGAAGAUGUCUUAGACAUUGGAGGAGAGUUAGCUAACAGCAGAAAAGCCGCGGAGGUAGUCUGGUUAGGGGUUGAUCUCUACCAUAAGUGGCUCAACGUGGAUCUCCGAAAGCUAUCGAGGCAACAGAGAACAAAACCACAAGAAGUGUUUAAAGAGCUGGCGGAUAUGGCGAAGAAAGAGUUUAGCGAGUCGUGGGAGAAGAACAUGAUAAAGCAUAAGCCGUCGGGCUGGCCCAUCAAGACUCUGGCAGCAAACUCGAUGUACAGAACCAGCCAAACCCUUUGGAACAAGUACGAAGCAAGAGAGAUUGGAAGAGAGGAGGAGACGCUGUUGAAAGAGGUGGAGAGGAUGGUAUCGGACAUAAUAGCAGGGUGCUUUUGCAACACGGCGAGAGUGGUAGGAAUGAAGUGUUUGGUGACGGCUGUGGAAGUGAGGGAAGCGUCGGUGAGAGAGGCGGCAAUGCAUCUGGGGAGAACAGAGAAGAUACUUGAGAUCGUGGACAGGAGAAGCAUGCCUGAAAUGUCACACCAGAAAGUGGCAAACAUUGAUGGAUGGAGAGAGUUUUAUAGGAACAACAAAUGCAUCCCUUUCACUGCACAUCCUUCGUCUCAGUGUACCACUGGUCAGCUCAUUCUCACCAUAGAGUAG